Messenger RNA from Stylonychia lemnae, 774 nucleotides. Lineage: Eukaryota; Ciliophora; Spirotrichea; Sporadotrichida; Oxytrichidae. The record is from the annotation of a GenBank genome assembly.
AUGCAAGAUUCAUUCGACAAUGAGGAGCCCGACACUCCCACAGAGCCAAGAGUUGACUUCUUUCAUAGAACUUGCUCGCUGAGACAGCAGUUGAUCGUGUGUUUCUAUGAAUUCCUGGGUACAUCAAUGCUUGUACUUGGAUACAAUUUCACAAGUGCAGGGCUUGCAGUAUGCUUUAAUCUAUUUGUGGCAAUAUUGAUGGCAUCUAAAAUCUCAGGAGCAAUGUUUAAUCCCGCUGUAACGAUAGCUUUAUAUCUAUCUAGAGGUGCUCUAUAGAAGAACAUGGUUUUUAUAGUGCUUAUUAUUAGUUCAUAGAUAUUAGGUGCUUAUUUUGGAAUCAUAUUUGCUCACCUUUGCCUAGGCCAACCAGCUUUUCUCUGUCCUUAUGACUAGUUAACUGGGUGCUAUAGCUAUGAUAGCAUGCUUCGAGUAUCUCUACUGGAAUUCUGGUGCACUUUCUUCUUAGCAUUUAUCAUAGUAGCAUAGAGUUAUGAAAUAACCUAGGAAAGUUCAGAUGGCAUAUUAAAAGCAGCUAAUAUUGCUUUGACUUUGUUUGCUAUGAUUUAAACUGCAGGGGGUAUCAGCGGAGGUUGCUUUAAUCCAGCCUUCGGACUUACCCAGACUACCUACUAAGUUGGUUACAUUAAUUCUCUUGGAAUGGAUGGCUCUAUUUUUUCAAAGUACCUGUGGGUUUAUAUUGCAGCGCCUACAGUUGGAGGAAUUGCAUCAGCCUUUUUUAUGAGAUUCGUCCACCUGCCUAAUAUACAUAAAUGA